AUGGCGAUACUCCAACUUCCGGAAGAGUGGAAGUAUACAUUGACGGAAAGUGGGGAUCUUUCAUCUACCAAGGCUUUUUACGUGGACUCAGAAUUUUACGGAAAGUCAACAAGCAUAACAUGGCUAACUAAAUUACAGUGCACUAGUGUCGUUUACAGAUUAUGGCAGUGUUCCUUUGAAAUAAGUGGCUUUUUUCUAAAGUCAGAUAACUUUGGGGUCGUUUGCCAAGACAGUAACUCGUUUUCGAUAAGACUGGUUAAUAAUCAGACAGCAAAUAGCGGCUAUGUAGAAGUGUUCCUAGGUGGAUUGUGGGGCACUAUUUUACACACUCGGCCUUAUUCCUCCCAUACCUGGGGUAGAGAAGCGGCAACCGUCGCCUGUAGGGAACUUGGUCUACCACAUUCCGCAUCUCUUCCUGUGAGGAGUAGCAUGUUUGGUUCCAUCUAUUCUCUGAAUUGGAUAGAUAGGACGUACUGUACGGGUAAAGAGCAAUCACUGCUGGACUGUAUCGAAAUGGGAGGCGUGUCAUACUACCAUUCUUUUAAAGCUGGGGUAAUAUGUACAGAUACAGAUAGUGUACAUUAUCGAUUAGCAUCAAAUACUUCUGCAGGUAGGGUUGAAAUUAAAAUAGACGGAACGUGGGGAGGAAUCAACAAAAAAUCUUGGAAUGAAAAAUCAGCUUCAUUAUUUUGCAAACAUCUACAGAAACCCUCCUCUAGAGCGUUACCAGUUGUAAAUGACGUCUAUGGGUUCAGCCACUGGGAGUGGUUGACUCGUGUUAGUUGUUACGGAACAGAAAACAAUCUCAUUGACUGUCCAAACGAGGUAACAGGGCAAUAUGGAACUGGAUCUGCAGGUGUAGUUUGUACUGAUUAUACAGAUUUUAAAGUUCGCCUUAACAAUGGAAGCACCGCAGGAAGAGUGGAGGUUUACAUGGACGGUGAAUGGGGAGGAAUUGACUCUAGCACUUGGACACAUUCGAAAGCAAAUAUAAUUUGCAAUCAGAUUGGAUUAAAGGGGAAAAAAGGUUUAGCUGUAAAUAACAUACUUUAUGGCGUGACACCAACCUUAACCUGGAUAAAAGUAAAGGAUUCCUGUUCCUCAGAUGCACAAAUCUUAAGCUGCAGCGUUGAAGUCUUGGCAAACAGAUUUUUUCCAAGAAUAGAAGCUGGAGUUAUUUGUGCAGAUGUCAUUGAAAAUGUGUUAGAGAUAUAUAAUGGAAGUUGGUACGGAACUUUACGUUUUUUCCUGGAAAAUGAAUGGGGGACUUUAGAUGCAGAUGGUUUUGGACAAGAAGAGGCAACUGUAGCGUGUCAGCAACUCGGUUUUUAUUCGCGGAAGGCUUUGCCGGUCCAGUCAGAGAUUUUUGGACACCUGGAUAACCGAGUCUGGAUGAAGGAUUUCAAAUGCACAGGAAACGAGCGAAAUAUAUUAGAGUGUCCUUUGUCCAUAGACGGGUUUUUGGAUAAUCGAGUGAAAGAUGCUGGGCUCAUUUGUCAAGACAGGGCCAGUUUUAUGGUAAAACUUGCUGGGAAUAGUACUACUCAGGGUGUUGUCGAAGUCUUCUUGGCGGACAGAUGGGGAACAAUAGAUCCAGCUGACUGGGAUUACAAUGCAGCAAAAUCGGUGUGCAGACAUUUACAAAAACCAAGUCGAUUUGGGUUUGCUGUCAAAUCGGGUAUAUUUUACCAAGGAAGUUCCCACCAGUGGCUUUCUAGAGCCAUUUGUGAUGGGAACGAACCCACUUUGUUUGACUGCAAACUGUUUGUAUCGGGAAUAACGUACACUUACCAGGCGGCUGCUGUUAUUUGCUCCGAGCAUGCAAGUUACCCACGAAAUUAUGGCCCUACAAACUAG
Messenger RNA from Saccostrea echinata, 1857 nucleotides. Its product is annotated as scavenger receptor cysteine-rich type 1 protein M130-like. The coding region runs from base 1 to 1857 and encodes 618 amino acids. The transcript is spliced from 13 exons. Lineage: Eukaryota; Metazoa; Mollusca; Bivalvia; Ostreida; Ostreidae. Gene Ontology annotation, cellular component: membrane. The record is from RefSeq and is a predicted model, not a curated record.